AACGAGAUUACGCCGCAUAGAAAUUCUAAGAUAUUUUGUUCUUGCGUGGAAACAAAAAAGACAGGGAAAUCAAGAUGCCGACUGACGUUGAUACACUCAUGGAAAUGGGAUUUCCAAGGAAUAGAGCGGAAAAAGCUCUUGCAAAAACUGCCUAUAAAGGGGUUCAAAAUGCUAUGGAUUGGUUAUUUGCUCACAAUGAUGAUGCAGACAUUGAUGACCCUUUUGAAGUGCCUGCAGGAAAAACCCUUGGAACUAGUGAAAGUGAUUCUGGUGCUGCUAGUGGAGACUCCAAGCCUGCUGGGGAAACACCUGCAGAACCAGUUCAAGUCAAAUCAAUAAAGUGUGAUGAAUGUGGAAAGAAGUUAAGAACCCCAGAAGAUAUUCAGGUGCAUGCUGGAAGAACAGGCCAUCAGAGCUUCUCAGAAUCAACAGAAGAGAUCAAGCCACUCACAGAAGAGGAAAAGAAGGAACAGCUUGCAAAGUUACAAGAGAGACUAAAACAGAAACAAUUAGAAAGGGUAGCAAAAGAGAAGCAGGAAGUCUUGGACAAGGAGAAAAUGAGACGGAAACAAGGCAAGCAAAUGGUGCAAGCAAAACAACAGCAUGACAUAGAUGAGGCCAAACUACUAGCAGCUAAGAAAAAGAAAGAAAAGAAUGAGGAAAAACUUGCAAGGCAGAGAGUGAAGGAACAGAUUGCAUGUGACAGGGCAGAUAGAGCUGCUAGAGCUGCUAUGAAACAUGAGGGGGUUCCCCCUGCUCAGCCCCCUGCAGCACCAGCACCAGCACCAGUUCCAGCUACAAGCUCUACAGCACCCAAAAAGGAGUAUGACACAACUAGGUUACAAGUUCGUCUUAGCAAUGGAAGUACCAUCACCCAGUCCUUUGGAGCGAUGGAACCUCUUGCUGCAGUACGUGUGUACAUUGAACUAAACAGGACGGACGGACAGACAGGUGCCUUCUCUCUCAUGACCCCAUUCCCUAGGAAGGUCUUCACGUCAGAAGACAUGGAAAAACCUCUCAAGGAACUAGGUUUAGUACCUUCUGCUGUGCUGACGAUUACCAGACCUCAAUGAUACUCCUCCUCAUCUUCAUGUAAACCUCCUCUACAUCGUAAUUAAUUCAGGGUUUGGGACUCUGAUGUCAUCUAAAGAAGUGGGCCAUGUAUUAUAAAGCCUUUUUAUUGAUUGUAAGGUUAAUAUUGAGCGUAAGUCUAUGGCUCAUGGUAUAUUUAUCACACUUAAGAUCGAUCAUUACUCUUUAUAAUACGUAGCCCAGUGGGCAGGGCUCAGUCAUGUUUCUUUCAAUUUGUUUUGAUUCAUAUUGCAAUACAAUGAUCCUUAUCAUGUUCAGAGCAGUGUAAUAAUUAGAUGUUAUCUAGAGUUUGUGUUCUGAUACAAGGUAAAUAUCCACAGCAUCGAACCAUUUUACAGGUAGCGUAGCAAAAUGAGGUGGCACGAAUAGAUUUUAGAACACCUGAAGGUAAAAGCUAUUGAUGAGGGUGAAUUAAAAAUCCUAAUUUGACAUAUUUGAAUGAAAGUUUAGGUAAGCCUAAUCAGGGUUUUACUUGUAUUUACCAGCUCCAUAUCCUAAUGAGGUCGCUACUGUUAUUUUUCUGUAAUGAAGUUAUGGUUUUUUUACAAGCAUUUUGCAUUCCAAACCCAUCUUUUUGUACUAGUUUACAAAGUUUUGUUCUCAGCUACAUAUUAAACGACAACUCCUGUACACAUUUUGGGGUAAAGUAUGUGAAAUAGCUAAGCAAUAAGCCUAGUAUUUAUUAUUGCGGGUGAAUAUGUUUUCUUUACUAAUCAAUAUUUAGAGCGCAGAAUUUUCUCUCUUUUUUAAACCAUAAAGGAAAAAUCGUAAAAUGGCUGUGCCAAAGGAUUGUAGAGCAUAUUAAUGAUAAAAGAUCCAAGAAACAUUAUAUGUGGUGAGACAGUUUUGUGAAGCAGCUAUUGUUAUUGUAUGUAACUGAAAGAUGAAAAAUUAAAAUGUAAAUUAAAAUUUAGAAUUAAACAUAUUUUUCAGG
Molecule: messenger RNA, 2026 nt
Organism: Strongylocentrotus purpuratus (purple sea urchin)
Lineage: Eukaryota; Metazoa; Echinodermata; Echinoidea; Camarodonta; Strongylocentrotidae
Gene: ubxn1
Product: UBX domain-containing protein 1
Exons: 11
Coding region: 75-1073 (332 amino acids)
Molecular function (GO): protein binding
Source: RefSeq, a predicted model, not a curated record